AUGAAUCGCUUUCUAGACAAAUUGAGUCGCCGAGAUAGCUCUCCAGCUUCUCCGAGCGACAAUGAGACCACCCAUGACGAUGACUCACCGGAAGCUGCUCUUCUUCAUGAAUUGAAAACCUUCUGCGAAUCCAACAGCAACCCGCAGGACUCGCACGGAAAUGAAUUUGUUCACCUCCCUCGCAUUGUUGAGCUCGCUGAGUCUAGUCCCGCCGCCGCUAAGGAAGCGGCCUACCGCAUUCGCAAAUACUUGAAGACUCCGACCAGAGUCUCGAACCACGUCCAGUACAAUGCGAUUAUGGUUAUGCGCAUUUUGGCCGACAACCCGGGGCACACCUUUACGCGCAACUUCGACACAAAAUUUGUCACCACAAUCAAGGAGCUGCUGCGCUACGGCCGAGACUGGCAUGUACAGCACUACCUGCGUCAAUACUUGAACACCCUCGAGGGUACUCGACUCGGCGAUGAAGAUCUCCAGGAGCUCCUUCAGAUGUGGGCCAAGGAGAAAACCAAGGGCGAGCGGUCCUUUGCGGAUCGGUUCCCCCAAGCGAAUCCGGCGAAUCCGGGGUAUAAUGCCCAGAUGGCCCCAAUCCCGCCGCCGCACCCGAGUGCUCAUAUGCAAGCACCCUCAACUGCCGUGUACCCCGAGCCAGGCGAACUGGCGGCGCGCGUGGAGGAGGCGCGGAAUUCCGCCAAGCUUCUCACGCAAUUUGUACAGACGACACCCGCUGCAGAGAUUGACCAGAACGAACUCAUCAAGGAGUUUAUUGAUCGCUGCCGAACAUCUUCGCGACUCAUUCAAUCUUAUAUCCACGCGAACAACCCCCCUCCUGAUGAGGACACUCUUCUUACCCUGAUCGAGUGCAAUGAUGAGAUCUCCGUCGCGCUGUCGCAUCAGCAACGUGCCAUGCUGAAGGCCCGUAAGGCCCGAGGCUCGAUGAGUCCUCUUUCCAGCCCGAAUGCCCCUAGCUCCGUUUCACCGAUCAUGGCAUCUGGUGCGCGUCAAGAUCCUGCAUCGCCCUUGAUUGACUUGGAUAAUACGACCACCAUCGAAGGCCGCAUCGGCACCGUCAGAGACACUCAUGAGCCGUACGAGUACCAGGCAUCGGACUUUGAGGUGGAGAAUCCGUUCGCCGAUAACAAUGCCACACAAUACCCUGAUGCGGAGCGGAACCGACCCAAUGCCGGCCAGGGUGAGCGUGCGGUGCAUUUUCAAUCCUCGGAGCAUGCUUGA
Messenger RNA from Penicillium pulvis, 1233 nucleotides. Its product is annotated as VHS and GAT domain-containing protein. NCBI's taxonomy places the organism in Eukaryota, Fungi, Ascomycota, Eurotiomycetes, Eurotiales, Aspergillaceae. Gene Ontology annotation, cellular component: actin cortical patch. The record is from RefSeq and is a predicted model, not a curated record. The coding region runs from base 1 to 1233 and encodes 410 amino acids. Gene Ontology annotation, molecular function: ubiquitin binding; phosphatidylinositol binding. The transcript is spliced from 5 exons. Gene Ontology annotation, biological process: actin filament organization; endocytosis; actin cortical patch localization.